Molecule: messenger RNA, 511 nt
Organism: Thamnophis sirtalis
Lineage: Eukaryota; Metazoa; Chordata; Lepidosauria; Squamata; Natricidae
Source: RefSeq, a predicted model, not a curated record
GAUUAUGAUUUAAGCCAGCUUCAGCAGCCAGAGAAUAUGGAUCAUGUUUUAAACAAGGCGAAUGGAGUCAGAAGAGUCGAUGAGAGGCCUGUCGGUGCUGAGCCACAAUAUCCUGUACGGCCUGUCAUCCCCCACCCUGGAGACAUCGGGGACUUUAUUAAUGAGGGCCUGAGAGCAGCCGAUAACGACCCCACAGCCCCUCCCUACGACUCCCUUCUCGUCUUUGACUAUGAAGGAAGUGGUUCAACAGCAGGGUCGGUAAGCUCACUUAACUCCUCAAGCUCCGGAGACCAAGAUUACGACUACCUGAAUGACUGGGGACCGAGGUUCAAGAAACUGGCGGACAUGUACGGGGGUGGCGAGGAUGAUUAAAAUGACCUCACUUUUCUUGUUUUGCAAAAAACAAAAGAGGAAAGCUUAAUAGCAUUUAGAAAGAAGAGGAUGGAGAGAGGAGAGAGAGAGAGAGAGAGAAAGCAACCCAAGGUGGAUGAAAGAAGAAGAAAGGAGUAAA